AUGGGUGCUUAUGGAUCUAGUUUGGAUGACAUUUUGGCUGAGGAUAUGCAUCACUGGUACAAUAAGUUCAUGAAGGAAUCUCCAUCUGGGCUGAUUACUCUUUUUGAGCUGAAGAACAUGCUACAGAUGCAAGGCAUGACAGAGGAGGCCGGCAGCUAUGUUGACCAGGUCUUUUACACUUUUGAUAUGGAUGGGGAUGGGUAUAUAGAUUUUGUAGAAUAUAUAGCAGCUGUGAGUCUACUACUGAAAGGAGAGAUCAACCAGAAACUGAAGUGGUACUUCAAACUUUUCGAUCAAGAUGGCAAUGGAAAGAUUGACAAAGAUGAGAUGGAGACCAUAUUCAAGGCCAUCCAGGACAUCACCAGAAGCUAUGACAUUCCUCCAGAGGACAUCGUCACUCUCAUUUAUGAAGGAAUUGAUGUCAAUAAUGAAGGUGAGCUGACUUUGGAAGAGUUUAUCACUGGAGCCAAGGAGCAUCCUGACAUCAUGGAGAUGCUCACAAAGAUGAUGGAUCUGACUCGUGUGUUGGAAAUUAUAGUCUAUGGUCAAAAGAAGCCUGAAAAAGAUUGACAGUUUUGGCAAUGCUAAGUAAUUGAAAAUAAGCCUAGUUUCCAUCACCACCUGCUACAUCGAAAUAAUUUCUGAUCAAAAUACACAAACAAAUUAAAAAUAAGAUCAGGUGAUGAAGAAAGAAAAUAUGGAUUCUGUGAGAGUUAAACCACUGUCCAUGUCCCUAAAGUACAUCACUGCUUCUGAGAAACAGCUUUUCACUGCAAAUCAGCGGACCAAGCAAAAUUACUCUUGUGUACACAAAAUGAACUGGAGGAAAAAAAUGAGCUGGAUUCUCAUUCUGAAAUACCGUAGAUGAUCCACUGUGGGCUUUAAGGACAGAGCCUUUAUUACAGAUGUUUGUAAUUAUAACCUGUAAUAUGUGACCUUAUUGGCAGGAUCUUCUCUGAACAUUAAGUAGCAUGUUCAUAUUC
This is a messenger RNA of Trichomycterus rosablanca, 983 nucleotides long. It is a transcript of the gene guca1c, whose product is annotated as guanylate cyclase activator 1C. Lineage: Eukaryota; Metazoa; Chordata; Actinopteri; Siluriformes; Trichomycteridae. Gene Ontology annotation, molecular function: calcium ion binding; calcium sensitive guanylate cyclase activator activity. The coding region runs from base 1 to 570 and encodes 189 amino acids. The transcript has 4 exons. The record is from RefSeq and is a predicted model, not a curated record.